Molecule: messenger RNA, 3030 nt
Organism: Besnoitia besnoiti
Lineage: Eukaryota; Apicomplexa; Conoidasida; Eucoccidiorida; Sarcocystidae
Product: AP2 domain transcription factor AP2IX-1
Exons: 3
Coding region: 1-3030 (1009 amino acids)
Biological process (GO): regulation of DNA-templated transcription
Molecular function (GO): DNA-binding transcription factor activity
Source: RefSeq, a predicted model, not a curated record
AUGAUUGCAGUGCCGGAAAUGAACCACAACGACGCCGCAGAAACUGUGGCUUGCCAAGGAUCUAUAGGUGAUUCAGGACUGGCCGCCGGAAAGAUGGAAGCAGCGAUGAUCCGCGACCACAAUGGCGCCUCGCCAGAGAAUACGGUAUUCAGCACGUCUGACGACAUGCGUAAAGCUGGUGGAGAAGCUAGAGCAGCGGCGACCGACCAGGAGAUCCCAGCUCUCGAGGCGCUUGCCUGCCCCGAAUCUGCCGACAGUUGUGACAGCCUUAACGCUGGAGCUAAGGCUUUUACAUCGACACUGCUUGCACUUAGCGCUGCAGCUGUGCGAAAUGGUGCUCAUGGCCAGAAAGAUCAGGGAUUGUGUGACGUGCCCGCCGUGAAGCUUUCUAGGACGGAGAGCCUUGAUGCAGCUGUUCUAAACGCUAGUUCGGAUGACACCGCCGAUGAUUGCGACUUCCUCGGAAAACUGACAACCGACACUUCUACGACGUCUGAGUUCGUGGGCAACGGUGGAAACAGUUCUAUCGCAAGCACGGCAGUGUCAAGGCUUCAAACAGGCGACGGAGCUUGGUGUCCACUGAACUCUAUUCUGGAAAGCGCUGCGUGGGUAGCAACUUCGGAGCAAGCGGAGAAGAAGCCUGACAGACUCGCAGCGAAGCUGGCAACGCCCAACUCCCGCAUGUCUCCUCGAGGUGCUCAUGACUACAGUGCAGUGAACCAUGACGCGAAGAGCGGCCGCGUCGCUCUGAACACGUCCGCUGGGGUGGCUGACAAAGCAAUUCUAGAAGAGCAUGAAACUCUAGCGCGCAUGUCCAAGGCCGAGACGAUCGAGCGCAUGAAAGGGAACCACAUCAGGAGAUGUGACAGUCGAUCGAGCGGAGGACUGCCAGCUUUCGCGUCUCCCACAACAAAGGAGAGGCGUCAGCUGUUCCCGGAUGAGGAGGCGGGACAUUUUUCCGAGAUAACGGGUAGCAGCAGUCUGCAGUUGCUUUGCAGCCUCAUGGCUGAGGCACGGGAGAUGCUGAGGAGCAUAGCAGCAGUGCAGCAAGGGGUCGUUGAAGCGCAGCACCAGCUCACUCUUCUGCUUCGAACAGCAGCGAUAGGGACGGCCUCGCCGUCGCGGGCGCCACUUGCCCGUCACCGCGUUAUGGCUUCGGAGGACCGUUCGAGCCGUGACGUUCGACCGCAUUUGAAUCUAGCUGGAGCGUCAGAGCACGCGGUGGACUGGGAAGAUUCUGAGCUUUUCGGAGCUUCUUCCCUCUCCGCGCCCAACCCCGGCGAAGUGGCUCUAUCUUCACUGACAGCAGACGCAACCCCCGCAACUCGAGAUGGAUCCACUAGCAGCGUCACAUCCAAGUGUCACAGCUCCCCCAGACUCGGCACUGAAGGAGAAGCUUCUUGUGAUGCUCGACAAGAUGGCCACUCGUCCCAAGGCCAUUCCAGUCCGGACAGUUCACGGUUCGUGCCGACCGCUGGAGAGAACGGCCUCAGGCUCCCUGGGAGGGACCGGUCCCAGUCUCCGAUCCUCGGUGGCACUCGCUAUGGCGGCGCAGAUGCGUGUUCAGCGACGAACGCCAGUGGAAAUGGGACUGCGACAAGCCCUGAUGGGACAUUCAUGUCACUGUACGCCCCGCCGCUCCUGGCGCCGCUUUUCGCGCGUGCUCGCGCGGCGGACAGGCAAGACUGCGUAGAAGAUUCACAGGUCGGUGGCUCCAAAAAGAGAGCUCGGUCACGAGGGCUCGCUUGGCCUACAUCCGACGUUACUGAGAAGGCCCGAGAUGCACUGCGCCUGGCGUUGUCGUCUUCCCAGUAUCAGGCGUCGGCGUCGCCGGACGGCGGCCCCAGGAGGCACAUGAGCACAGACCUGGCAGCUGGUGCACAUCCGAGCGACGCUCAAAAUCGAGCCAAGCGUAGACCAGGCGUAGUCGCGGAACAGGGACUACCUGAUUCGCCCUCGAAAGUUGAGGACAUGGAGGACGCUACACUAAAACAGUCGAGCCCCCCGGCAGUGGCAGAUCUCGCAAAGAACAGCGACAACCUCCAGUCUCUUUCGAGAAUGGCAGUUCCAAAGAAAAUUCGCCCUGCAUGGCCCCGCGAGGAUGCCCCAAUGCCAGGUGUUCGGUUUGCCAAGGACAGAAACAGCUGGGUUGCUUUUUGGUGCGAGAACGGAAAGCAAAACUACAAGUCCUUCAGCAACAAGAAGUUCGGGUGUGAGAGGGCCAGGCUGAUGGCGAUUGCCGCCCGGCACGCUUUCGAUCAGCGUGUGGCACGCCAACAACUUCAACAAUACCAGCAGCAACUCAAUGAGCAGCAGCAAGCCAAGCAUUUGCACGUCAAGAAGCAGCCGCGGUCUCUGGCCCCCAGGCUACCAGCGGAGAACCCGCCUGUUGGCAAUCGUACAGUUGCAUCUGAGUUGAGUGUGGAUGCCCCGACCUCGCGUCCCAUCGCUGCCGCUGGUUUGUCAGAUGACAACUCGGAACAUGAGGCUAAUAUCGGCUUGUCUGAAAGAGUGAAGGAUGCCAAGGAUGAGCGUCCAGCUUUGGCCCUGAACAGGCUCGGCUUAUUGGACGAAGCUUCGGCUGAGGUGUUGGGCAAGGCCGCGCUGGGCCUGAGCUUUGCAGAGCUUCAGAAGCUUGCAGAAUCUCUGGAGAUCCCUCAGAACUUGUACAGUUCGCAUCAAAAUCUGCUGCAGGCGGCAUCCGAGUUGGCUGCAACAUCUAGUUCCGGGGUUGUGCCGGACGUCAAACACGAUCUCGGUGACGCCAAGAAGGAUUUGGUGAAAAUGCAAGGAUGUUUGAACCUGCAGAAAGCCACCGAGAUGGACCUCGCGCAUACGCGCCAUCUUGUAAAUUCGUCGGAGCCGAAAAUUGCGCAUCUGGACUUGAUGCAGGCCUCCGAACAGACUGACCGAUUUGCCCAGCGGAACGCCGCGGGAAUGGCUGAUGAUGCGAUGAUGCUUGAAAGUGCCCUGGAGAAGAUGCGCGACUCAGCUGUCCGCUUGCAGGAGAAGAUUGUCUGUGGGAGCUGA